Messenger RNA from Oldenlandia corymbosa var. corymbosa, 2429 nucleotides. NCBI's taxonomy places the organism in Eukaryota, Viridiplantae, Streptophyta, Magnoliopsida, Gentianales, Rubiaceae. The record is from the annotation of a GenBank genome assembly.
GUCAAAUGCAAUGCAUACAAAAACACAUAUACUACAUUCAAAGAGUGGAAUGACGCAACAGAAAAAAUCAAAGAUUCCAAGGUCUAGUUUAUUGCCCUACUCCAAUGUGAUGAUCUUGGCUUUUCUCUUCAUCUCCUUCCUCAAUUUGCCAAAAAAGCAAAGCUUCUUUUCCACCAUCUUCAAUCUUCACCACUAUAUAGCGUUCUUUCUAUCUAAUUAACCUUCCAUUAUUGCAUGUGAUUGAAAUCUCCGUGUAUCUUCCACUCUAGAAAACCAAUCAAUCAUCAAAAAACCCUACACAUAAAUUUAUAUAAACUCUCAAUCGACCAAUUUAUAUCAAAGAAUCAAAGGGGCCAAAUGUCCAUGGCUAAACAUAAAAAACCAUCAUCCCAAACAACAAAAGAAACAAAAGAUGAUCACAAGGGGCUAGUCUUUGAUGCUUCUUUUCAUCAAAACCAAACCAACAUACCUCAAGAGUUCAUCUGGCCUGAUCAUGAAAGGCCUUGUCCUGAUCCUCCACCAUUGCUUCAUGUUCCUUGUAUAGAUUUAAACAGCUUUCUAUCCGGCGAUCCGCAAUCAGUAUCCAAGGCAACUGAUUUGGUGAAACAAGCUUGUCUUGAUCAUGGUUUCUUUCUUGUGGUUAAUCAUGGCAUUGAUUCCAGCCUCCUAAAACUUGCCCAUGAGACCAUGGAUUUUUUCUUUGGAAUGUCAUUGGAAGAAAAGCUAAGGAUUGGGAGAAAUGUUGGUGAACAUUGUGGCUAUGCUAGUAGCUUCACUAACAGAUUCUCUUCCAAACUUCCAUGGAAAGAAACUCUCUCUUUCAGAUAUUGCGCCGAGUCCUCCAACAUUGUUCAAAGCUACUUCUUGAAUGCAUUGGGUGAAGAAUUCAACAAAUUCGGGAAGGUGUAUCAAGACUAUUGUGAAGCCAUGAGUAAUCUAUCCCUGAAAGUUAUGGAGCUUUUGGGGACUAGCCUUGGUGUUGGACCAAAACAUUUCCGGGAAUUCUAUGAAGGGAAUGACUCAAUAAUGAGAUUGAACUAUUAUCCUCCAUGCCAGAAACCCGAUUUAACUCUCGGAACGGGUCCUCAUUGUGACCCGACAUCUUUAACCAUCCUUCAUCAGGAUGAUGUUCAGGGACUUGAAGUGUUUGUUAAUGAGAAAUGGCACGCCGUCCCACCAAAUCCAGAUGCUUUUGUUGUCAAUAUUGGUGACACCUUCAUGGUAAGCUCUUAAUUUCAAGGUCUUUCCAGCUUCAUAAUUUGUUCGAUUUUAUAUGUGGGACGUACAUAUCUAGACUUAUAGUAAGACAUAUUUAAUCUACUAGUAUUUCAUGAGAAAAAAAAAAAAAAAGAAGCAAAAGUUUGACCUCUAUCAUCACGGUGAAAUUUUAAAAAGAAGCAAGGAUGUGGUAUAAUUACCAUCACCAAGAGAUGAAGACAGAUUAAUAAUAUAUCUUGCAUAAUUAUAGUCAAACCCAAACUCGAAAAAGAAAAAAAGAUGUAUAAUGCAUAUGAAUUUUAUGUUCUUAUUUGUAAUAAUAUCAAGAAUUUCUUCAUAGGAGACCAUACACAAAGACUCCAAUAGAUAUCGUUUUAGUAGUUUAGGUAAGUCUUUAUACUUAUUAUAAUCACACUAUUUUAAUUAUUUUCUAAACGAUAUGGAUUCGGGGCAGAAAACUUCAACAAGUGGCAACCUUUUUUUUUUUUAAAAAAAGAAAAGAACAUAAAUCAGAUUGCGUAUUUGAUUCUCAUCAUAUCAUAAGAACAAAGCCACAAAAUGUAUUGAUAUUACAGGUUCAAAAAUUUAUAAAAAAGCUUAAGCAUUGAAUUCAAAUCAUAGGUACGUAACUGAAUUCGUAACCAUGCAUGCAAGAGAAUUAAUAUGUGAAUUUGAUUCUUUUUUUGGCUUGGGUUUUGAUUGAUGGGGUUAACAAACUUUGUGAGGAGUUGUUCAAUCUCAGGCACUUUCCAAUGGAAUCUACAAAAGUUGUCUGCACAGGGCAACAGUGAACUCUAGAAAACCAAGGAAGUCUCUGGCUUUCUUUCUGUGUCCAAAAACUGAUAAAAUCGUGAGCCCUCCAAAGGAACUCAUCACUUUUGACAAUCCCAGGCUGUUCCCAGAUUUUACUUGGCUAAAUCUCCUGGAAUUCACUCAGAAGCAUUAUAGGGCUGACAUGAAAACCCUAGAUGCUUUCGUCACCUGGCUCAGCCUCAGACAUCAACAAGGACAAUGUUGAAAAAUAGUUUGAAGUUUAUAUUUUCUUAUUGUUCGAUUGCUCCGUUUAUGUAGAUUUAUUUGUGUACGAUAUUCAAUGUUGAAAAUGACCUAUCUGACUCAGUAUUCGAGUUAGAUGGUAUAUCACAUUGAUUUUAGCAACUGUGUGUAUAAAUGUACAAAUUUUAUUAGAGAAUUCGCAACAAGGAUAUAGC